AUGGCUGACCCUAUAGAUCAGUGGUUGGAGGAGUCGCUGUCUCUGCCUGCUCGGCUGCAGCGGGAGCUGCGACUGAUGGCUCAGCUGGAUGCAGCAAGUGCAGCAAUAGAGAUGCAAGUGAGGCAGCGCGAGGAGCAUUUCUUACGGCGUCUGGAGGCGCUGAGGGCCGAGGGGAGCCCCCUCGUCUUCGAAGGCAUGGAAGAAGAACUCAGACAAAUACAUGAGAUGCAGCGGAAGAGCAGAGCCUUGCUGCGAGAGAAGGUGGAGAUCAACCGGCAUGCUGCUGCUGUCUUGCAUGCAGAGCAGCAGACACUUGCUGCUGAGCGUCAGCGGCUGCUGCAGCACCCGGGGAUUGCUGCUGCUGCUGCUGCUGGAGGAGGAAGCACAGCAGCAGCAGAUGCCGCUGCUGCUGCAGCAGAUGCAGGCGGUGGCGGCGGAGGGAGCAGCAGCAGCAGCAGCAGCAGCAGCGCCUUGAGAAGACGUGGGGGAAGCGAGCGCAUGGCAGCAGCAGCAGGGGGAGCAGCGCAGCAGCAGCAGCAGCAGCAGCAGCAACUUGCGAACAACAACAGCAGCAGCAGCAGCAACGUAGAUCGUUCUCAUACCGGGAUUGCUAUUGCAGGUGCUUCUCAUGCUACUCGUGGCUGGCCUGCUGCUGCAGCGCCGCAGCAGCAGCAGCAGCAGCUGCAGCAGCAGCAGCAGCAGCACGCUGACGACCCAACGAUGCUGCACCACCAAACGUACCUGCAGCAGCAGCAGCAACUGCAGAUGCAGCAGCAGAUGCAGAGACAGCACAUGCAGCAGCAGCAAAUGCAGUUGCAAGCCCAGCAGCAACAGCAGCAGCACCCGAUGCAGCAGCAGCACCCGAUGCAGCAGCAGCAGUUCAUGCAGCAGCAGCAACUCCAGGACCCGCGCUGCUACUCGGGCCCCACAUCUUUGCCUACCACUCAGAGUAGCGAUAUAGCAGCAGAGAACAGCAGCAGCAAUUCUAAGACAGCUAGAGGACGACUAAGCAACUCUGCUGCUGUGGGGCCUGGGGCCCCAGGGCCCCGAGCAGCAGCAGCAGAGGGGCCCUCACACGGAGCCAGCCAUUCUCGCAGAGGAAGGAAGGCAGCAGAUAAUUUGCUGCUUGCUAGACACCCCAGCAGCAGCACAGCAGCAAGCAGCGCAAGCUCCCCUCCUACUGAAGGCUUCCGUGCUGCAGCAGCAGCAGCAGGACCAUUGGGGCCCCCAGCAGCAGCAGGGGGCCCCCAGGGGCCCCCACCUGCGAAGGCGCAUGCAGCUUCAUCGAGGAAGCAGGGAGGGGCCAAGGCAGCAACAGCAACAACAACAACUGCAGCAGCAGCAACAGCAAAUAGAGUACGUUAUUUCUUUCUUUUGCUUCUCUGUCUCUCUUUAUAG
Messenger RNA from Eimeria acervulina, 1398 nucleotides. Its product is annotated as PHD-finger domain-containing protein, putative. The transcript is spliced from 5 exons. The record is from RefSeq and is a predicted model, not a curated record. Bases 1 to 1398 code for a protein of 465 amino acids. NCBI's taxonomy places the organism in Eukaryota, Apicomplexa, Conoidasida, Eucoccidiorida, Eimeriidae.